CAAAUGUUCAUUUUGCCGUAGGUUAUAAAUAGUCUAUAUUAUUCACAAUUUCAAUGGCACAUGAACAUUAUUUGGAGCAGGGAAAUAUCUAAAUACUCUUGCUUUGAAGACAACGUUUCGCCGGCUGAAGUAGUUUUUCCGUUUUGACGUUACAUUGACCCUAACUUGUCAAAAUGGCGUUGCUGGGAGUAACUGUUUCUUCUUUAUAUACUGUGAUGUUCAUUUAGAUAUGUUUAUUUAGAUAUUACACCGCACGAAACUCUAGUCAAGGACAGUAUGGCGACUCUGGAUCAGAAAUCACCCAAUGUGCUUCUCCAGAGCCUCUGCUGCAGAAUCACAGGGAAAAGCGAAGCCGAGGUUGCCCACCAGUUCCAGUUUGCAGUGCGAGUCAUUGGCAGUAACUACGCCCCCACUAUUGAACGGGAUGAAUUCCUGGUGACGGAGAAGAUCAAGAAAGAAUUGCUAAAGCAGCGGCGGGAGGCAGAUGCUGCUCUCUUCUCAGAACUGCAUAGAAAACUCCAGACGCAGGGUGUUCUGAAACAUCGCUGGUCUGUUCUCUACUUGUUGCUCAUCCUCUCUGAAGACCCCCGCAAGCCCUCCAGCAGGGUUGGAAACUAUGGGGCUGUGUUUGCCCAGGCCCUCCCCAGAGAUGCUCAUUCCACGCCGUUCUACUGCACCCGGCCCCAGAGUCUGGCCCUGGGUUACGGAGAGAGGUGUGCCGGACUAUCAGCUAGCAUGGCCACCAGUGGGAUCUCAAGUCUGGGAGUCUACACACUCAACGGACCCACUCCAACGCCGCAGUCGAUGUUGGCAGGCCAACCACUUCCAUCCGCAGUUGGGGGCGCUUCGUCUUUGGGUUCUCGACUGGCCUGGGCUCUUCCCACAAGCUCUUCCCCCUCAGCCGUAGGCCCAGCCACCAUUCGGCCACCCAUCGGACCAUUGCUUUCUACAACCAGAGCACUCCGGCCACGUCAAGAUGGCGAUGCAGCUGACGAGGUGAGCGAGGCAGCGCUGGUGCGGGACAUCCUCUAUGUCUUCCAGGGGAUCGAUGGCAAGUUCGUCAAAAUGAGCGCACAAGAAAAUUGUUACAAAAUAGACAGCAAGGUGUUGGUGAACAAAUCCCUGCGGGACACCAGCAGCAGACUGGCUGAACUUGGCUGGCUCCACAAUAAAGUGCGGAAGUACACCGACGCCAGGAGCUUGGAUCGGGCCUUUGGGCUAGUUGGACAGAGCUUCUGUGCAUCACUCCACCAGGAGCUCAAGGAGUAUUAUAGGCUCCUCUCCGUCCUGCACUCUCAGCUGCAGGUAGAGGAUGACCAAGGUGUCAACAUGUGCACAGAGAGCACGUUAACUCUCAGAAGACUCUUAGUCUGGAUGUAUGACCCCAAAGUGCGGCUCAAAAUGCUGGCCGCCCUUGUCGACUUCUGCCAAGGCCGGAAGGGCGGCGAGCUGGCCUCAGCUGUUCAUGCCUACGGGAAAACAGGAGACCCACAAAUGAGGGCGCUGGUGCAACACAUCCUCAGCUUGGUGUCGCACCCCAUUCUUAACUUCUUGUAUCGGUGGAUCUAUGAUGGAGAACUUGAGGACACUUAUCAUGAGUUCUUUGUAGCAUCAGAUCCAAACGUGAAGACGGAUCGCCUGUGGCACGACAAGUACUCUCUCAGGAAGUCGAUGAUCCCGUCGUUCAUCACCAUGGACCAGGCUCGCAAGGUUCUGCUGAUUGGUAAAUCCAUCAACUUCCUGCACCAGGUUUGUCAUGACAGAACACCACCAGGCAAAAUUACACCAGCGUCCAAGUCUACAGACACACCCAAAGAUGCAGCGGAACUACUAUCAGACCUGGAGGGAGCCUUUCAAGAGAAGAUUGACGCCGCCUACUUUGACACCAGUAAAUACCUGCUGGAUGUCCUGAACAGGAACUACCUUCUGCUGGAGCAUCUGCAGGCUAUGCGGCGGUACCUGCUGCUGGGCCAAGGAGAUUUCAUCAGGCACCUCAUGGACCUGCUGAAACCAGAGCUAGCAAGACCUGCCACUACUUUGUACCAACACAACCUGACAGGAAUCCUAGAGACGGCCGUGCGAGCCACCAACGCCCAGUAUGACAACGUGGAGGUCCUCAAGCGAUUGGAUGUACGGCUGCUUGAGGUGUCCCCUGGCGAUACUGGCUGGGAUGUAUUCAGCCUGGAUUACCACGUGGAUGGUCCCAUUGCUACGGUGUUCACGAGGGAAUGUAUGGGCCACUACCUGCGAGUGUUUAACUUUCUAUGGAGGGCCAAGAGGAUGGAGUACACCCUGACUGACAUCUGGAAAGGGCAGAUGUGUAAUGCCAAGCUGCUCAAAACCAUGCCUGAGCUGUCAGGCGUGCUACAUCAGUGUCACAUCCUGGCGUCCGAGAUGGUGCACUUCAUCCACCAAAUGCAGUACUACAUCACCUUCGAGGUGCUGGAAUGUUCCUGGGAUGAGCUGUGGAACAAAGUACAGCAAGCACAGGAUCUGGACCACAUCAUCGCUGCACAUGAAGUCUUCCUGGACACCAUCAUCUCCAGAUGCCUGCUGGAUAAUAACAGCAGGUCUCUUUUGAACCAGCUGAGAGCCAUCUUUGACCAAAUCAUCGAGUUCCAGAAUGCUCAGGACUCCCUUUACCGCUCCGCACUGGAGGAACUUGCUCUCCAGCUUCAGUUUGAGGAGAAGAAGAAGCAGAACGAGGAGGAGGGUCAGUGGGGCGUGACGGCUGAGCAGGAAGCGGAGGAGAAGAGGAGGAUUCGGGAGUUUCAGGAGACGAUACCAAAGAUGUGCUCGCAGCUCCGCAUCCUCACACACUUUUACCAGAGUAUUGUCCAGCAGUUCUUGGUGCUCCUCACAACCAGCUCAGACGAGAGCCUUCGUUUCCUCAGCUUCAGAUUAGACUUCAAUGAACACUACCGGGCCAGAGAGCCGAGGUUGCGAGCGUCCCUGGGAGCCACACGGGGGCGACGGAUGUCCAAUAUCUGACCUCAAGCUGUUGGAAUAUAAGAAUGACAAGCAAGGAAGACCAGCACUUCACUCCAAGAAGAUGUCCUGCCUUGGUGGAGCACUGUUGCACUGCACUGAACAAUCUGGCAACAGCGGAGUGAUGACAUCCUAGUGGAAGAUCUGGGAAACUAUCAAACAAACACCUAAAUACAGCCUUACUGAUGGGAAAACCCUCCCUCUGCAUGCUUGCCAAGUGGACCCCCAACACACAUGUGUGUGUGUAUAUAUACAUACAUAUAUAUGUGUUUGUAUAUAGGAACAUCUUUACACCAUCUUCUUAGAGCAAGAUGAGUCCGCUGACGAGUGCAAUUUUGUAUUUGUAACGGUCAUGAAAACAAUUGUAUUUAAUCCAUUUUAUGAACGCAAUUCCUGUCUACGUAAUGAAAUUUGUCUUGUGCAGGUCAGAGCGUAUUUCUCAGCAAAUCAGUCGACUCAAUCAUACACCAAAUGCUUGUCUAUGCUGUGUAAUGUUCAAAAGAAUAUUGGCAAGCUCACGCUGAGUCUUAAGUAAAACCCAACAUGUGUAUGCAAGUUUGUUUUCUUUAAUGAAAUGUUAAUUCCAAAAUGACUAAAAAAAGAAGAACGAGAGAGUAGUUAGUGGCAAUAUUUAGUGAUGUUGACAAAUCCCGAACUUUACAUCAGAUUACAAAAAAAUAUAAAUUGCAAUUAAGAUGGUCCAUUGCACAUAUUUUUUUAAUCAGAAUCUUUUUUUUCAUUGUCAUUAAUAAUUGGUGCUGCACGUGUAAAUAAGUGAUGUGAUGCUGAAACUGGCUGUGCUUUCUCUGUCCUGUACAUUGCACAUCCCAUCAUGUGUAAACUUCACCGAGCUCACAUCUCACACUGCGUUCAAUAAAGUCUGAUUUUUAAGGGUGUCAUGCAUUUGUUCAAA
Messenger RNA from Doryrhamphus excisus (bluestripe pipefish), 3901 nucleotides. It is a transcript of the gene tubgcp3, whose product is annotated as tubulin gamma complex component 3. The record is from RefSeq and is a predicted model, not a curated record. Gene Ontology annotation, cellular component: spindle pole; gamma-tubulin complex; microtubule organizing center. Lineage: Eukaryota; Metazoa; Chordata; Actinopteri; Syngnathiformes; Syngnathidae. Gene Ontology annotation, biological process: spindle assembly; mitotic cell cycle; cytoplasmic microtubule organization. Gene Ontology annotation, molecular function: microtubule minus-end binding; gamma-tubulin binding.